This is a messenger RNA of Andrographis paniculata, 974 nucleotides long. Its product is annotated as cytochrome b6-f complex iron-sulfur subunit, chloroplastic. The transcript has 5 exons. The record is from RefSeq and is a predicted model, not a curated record. The coding region runs from base 121 to 798 and encodes 225 amino acids. NCBI's taxonomy places the organism in Eukaryota, Viridiplantae, Streptophyta, Magnoliopsida, Lamiales, Acanthaceae. Gene Ontology annotation, molecular function: 2 iron, 2 sulfur cluster binding. Gene Ontology annotation, cellular component: plasma membrane.
GGUGUGCUGUGCUGUGCUUCUCUGCUCCUCAAUUCUUCUUUUUCUCAUCAAAAUUAAUUAAACUCCACGCUCCCCACUCACCCGCCAUCUCAUCCCAUUGCUGCUUCCCUUCCCAUUUCCAUGGCUUCUUCCACCACCACGCUCUCCCCCGCCGUCGCCCUUCCGCAGCUCUACUGCAGGACUGGGACGACGAACAAUUACAACUCCUCCCGCCGCCUGUCGCUUACUCGCAAUCCGAAGCGGAUGGAAGUGAAGUGCAUGGCUACGAGUAUUCCCGCGGAUCGGGUGCCUGACAUGGGAAAGCGGCAGCUCAUGAAUCUCCUUCUCCUCGGCGCUAUUUCUCUUCCUAGCGUUGGGAUGUUGGUGCCUUACACUUACUUCUUUGUUCCGCCUGGUUCAGGAGGUGCUGCUGGUGGUGUAGUUGCCAAAGAUGCACUAGGCAAUGAUGUGAUUGCUAGUGAUUGGCUCAAGAACCAUGGACCAGGUGAUCGAACCCUCACCCAAGGCUUGAAGGGUGAUCCGACCUACCUUGUUGUGGAGAAUGACAAAACACUUGCAACAUUCGGCAUCAAUGCUGUCUGUACCCACCUGGGUUGUGUUGUGCCAUGGAACACUGCCGAGAACAAGUUUAUCUGCCCCUGCCAUGGAUCACAAUACAACAAUCAAGGAAAAGUUGUCCGAGGGCCUGCUCCUCUGUCUUUGGCAUUGGUUCAUGUGGAUAUUGAUGACGGGAAGGUAGUGUUUGUUCCUUGGGUUGAGACAGACUUCAGAACUGGAGAAAAUCCAUGGUGGGCGUAAAUGAUGUGUCUAAAACUUUUCCGAGUUAUGUGAAGUUUGUAAGAAUGGAUGUGAAGCAUUCGGGGUUCAUUUAUAUGCUGCAAUAUAAGCGUCGAUUUAGUAGAUACAUACAUGAUGGAUUCAUUCCAAAUGGCAAUGCAAGACAUUCUGAAUGAAUAUAUAGCAUUUAAUUCUUA